Nycticebus coucang (slow loris) is the source of this 5633-nucleotide messenger RNA. RefSeq names its product UDP-GlcNAc:betaGal beta-1,3-N-acetylglucosaminyltransferase 9 (gene B3GNT9). Gene Ontology annotation, molecular function: hexosyltransferase activity. Bases 2620 to 3996 code for a protein of 458 amino acids. NCBI's taxonomy places the organism in Eukaryota, Metazoa, Chordata, Mammalia, Primates, Lorisidae. The transcript has 2 exons. Gene Ontology annotation, cellular component: membrane. The record is from RefSeq and is a predicted model, not a curated record.
GAGUUAGAAGUUGCUGUGAGCCGUGUGACCUCAUGGCACUCUACCCGAGGGCAGUACAGUAAGACUCUGUCUCUACAAAAAAAAAAAAAGAAAGAAAAGCUGUGUUCUGGGCACAGCCAGCCUCAGGUGAAGCCUUGAGGCAGGUGAGAAGGAGGGAUGUUAGAACAUAAAGUUUAGAGCGGCUGGAUGUGGAGGUGAGUGGAUUUGUUACAAGGUCAGUUGCUAAAGCAGAUAGAGUGAGGGCUGGUAAGCCAUUUUACAGAAUGCGGAUUUUAUUUUUAUUUAAUUUACUUUUAGACAGGGUCUCACUCUUUUACCCAGGCUGGAGCAUAGUGGUGCAAUCAUAGCUUAUGCAGUCUCCAAGUACUGGCUCAAGAGAUCCUCCUCUUUCAGUCCCUUAAAGUGCUGAGAUUAUAGGCAGGAGCCAAUGUGCUUAGUUAGCAUGUGCGGAUUUUAUAACCGGGCCAGUGAGAAGCCUCUGAAGGGUUUCAGGAGUGAAGACUGGAAGGCUGGUGAGGAGAGAGGAAGGGAGGGAAGAGAAGAGAGAGAGGAGAGAUAGUAGAACAGACUGUGGGGCAGUGGCAACAGAAAUGGAGGAAAGUGAACACAAAGAGCUGUUGGGAGGAAGAAUGACAGAUCUGGUGACACUGAUGGAGGGGAGGGCUGCCUGCUGGGAUGGGGGUCCUGGGGAAAGCUAAAUGCUUGCUCUAUUUGGGACAAGUUGGGCAUGAUGGGAUACCCUUGGACAGAGGGUGAGGGCAGCUGAUCUGUAGUUCUGAGUUGAGAAGAGGCAAAGCAACAGAUCAUACAUUAACAGGUGGGGGUGGUCCCUGGGAGAGGUCCUGAAGUACACCAACAGGAAAAGGGACAGCCCAUAGAGAAAGGAGGAAAACCAGGAAAUUGGGAAGCCAGGGGAAUACCCACCUGCUGUAAUGGAGGCUGCAGAUCAGUUAAGACUAAGGAGUGUGCCCUGGAUUCUCCUAAAAUGAGGUCCGAGGUAGGGACUCGUCCUGGAACAUGAUGGGAAUAGCACAAAGCUGUACCUCAGGAGGCAGUGGGUGGUGAGACAGUGGAGAAAGCCAGAGUAGAGGACUCCUGACUAGUCUGUGGCCAUAAGGAUUGGCAUUUUAAGGGAGAACAUUGGUGGGAAGAUGCCCUCAAUAGGAGUAGACACAGCCCUUGGGAAAAGAAUGGUGCUGAGUAGGAUGGGAGCUGUCUCCAGUAGCCUGUUCUCAUAGACACUGGGGGGCGGCGGGGGGGGGUGCUGUCUACUCCAAGUUUCAUGACAUGGGCUUGGACCCAGAGACUCUGAGUCUUCAGAAAAAAAGAGAUGAUGGCUCGGCACCCAUAGCACAGUAGUUACAAGUGCCAGCCACAUACACUGAGGCUGGCAGGUUCAAACCCGGCCUGGGCCAGCUAAAACAACAAUGACAACUGCAACAAAAAAUAGUCAGGCAUUGUGGCAGGUGCCUGUAGUCCCAGCUACUUGGGAGGCUGAGGCAAGAAAAUCAUCAAGCCCAAGAGCUGGAGGUUGCUGUGAGCUCUGAUGCCACAGUACUCUACCCAGGGUGACAUAGUGAGACUCUGUCUCAAAAAAAAAAAAAAGAAAAGAAAAGAAAAAAGCUGGGCUGGGCGGUGCCUGUGGCUCAAGGAGUAGGGCGUCGGUCCCACAUGCCAGAGGUGGCAGGUUCAAACCUAGCCCCGGCCAAAAACCAAAAAAAAAAACAAAAGCUGGGCAAGGACUCAGCUCAAUGUCAGAGCACCUCUUUGCCCACCUUGAUCCCAGAUCAAACCCUUACCAAAGGCUUCCUCCAGGAGCUCCCCCACCCCCAAGCUGUGCCUAUCCAUGCCAGCCUACUCUGGCCUGUAAUGGCACAGGCAUGGUCAUUUCUUCUACCUGAGGGAAGCUCUGCUGGGGACUAGGUGACUCAGAACUGCACUUGGGAUCAAGUCUGUCAGUCCUUGAGCAGACAGGUGGAAGUGCUUCCUAGUGAAAUGAAAGCAGGGUGAGAUGGAUGAGAGGGGGUAAGGAAGCACAGAGAAAAGAAUCCUGAAUUCCAAGACAGGGGCGGAGAGGGGGGAGUGGGGAGGGACAAUCCUUCCUGCCUGAGAUCCUAGCAUGUUAUUAGCACUUAUCUUGCUGAAAAGCAGUGUCCCCAUCUGCAGGGUUGUGAAGACUGUUAUGAGCAGAUUUGUCCGUGUGCGUGCAAGGAGUAAGGAGGCAGCUGUGUGUCCCAGGGCAGUUUAUGGGCCCUGCCUGGUGGAACUAGGACUGCUGAGGGGAGGUGCUCCAAAGGACCAGCGGUGAUAGGCGGGGAUGGUGGCUAAAUCGCUGCCUAAGACACUUGACCCCAGGAAUUUGGGACUGGUCGCUGGGGGGCAGAGGGCUUCCCGGCAGUCCAGCCCCGCCGCACUCCGGAGUGGCCAGGGUGGGGGUGGAGGGGGAUAACUAGAGGAGUUGCCAUUUUUUUCAAUCCCUGGAAGGGCAGAUUUAGGGAGUCUAAGCCAUAAUCGAGACCAGGCCUUCCCAGCGAAAAUUGUCCGUUAGGAGGAUGCCUCUUAGGGAUUAGACUCACUCCGAGAUCGCUCUCCCGGCGCAGGGGCGGAGCUGAGCUCCAGAUGUCCUGGCGCACACAGCUGGAGGGUCACGUGGCACAGCCGGGUCCCCCUUCCUGCCAACGUUGCAUUUGGCCCAGGCCCCGUCCAUGGCCGCCCUUGGGACCCUGCGCUGAGCCCCGGAGGCCCCGCCAUCCGGGGCUGCGCCGCUCCCGAGGGCCGAGAGUGGGCACCGGCCACGCGGACAUGAGGCGGCGGCUUCGCUUACGGCGGGACGCGUUGCUCACGCUGCUCCUCAGCACCGCCCUUGGCCUCCUGCUCUACGCGCAGCGCGAUGGCGCGGCCCAGACGACGAGCUCGCCGCGCGCACGAGGGCGGGCGGCACCGAGACCCACCCUAGGGCCCCGCACGUUCCAGGUACGGGACCUGGGCGCAGCCCCUCCGGCCUAUGAAGAAGACACGCCGGCCCCGCCCACACCCACAGGCUCCUUUGACUUUGGCAGCUACUUGCGUGCUAAGGACCAGCGGCGCUUUCCGCUGCUUAUUAACCAGCCACGCAAGUGUCGAGGCGCCCAGCCUGACCUGCUCAUAGCUGUCAAAUCAGUGGCAGCAGACUUCGAGCGGCGCCAAGCCGUGCGCCAGACAUGGGGCGCUGAGGGUCGCGUGCAGGGGUCGCUCAUACGCCGAGUGUUCUUGCUAGGCGUGCCCAAGGGCGAGGGCACAGACCAGACAGUCACCAUGGGGGCGGGCAUACGAACACACUGGCACGACCUACUGCGUGCUGAGAGUCGAGCAUAUGAGGACAUCCUACUCUGGGCCUUCGACGACACUUUUUUCAACCUCACGCUCAAGGAAAUCCACUUUCUGGCCUGGGCCUCAGCCUUCUGCCCCGACGUGCGCUUCGUUUUCAAGGGCGAUGCUGAUGUGUUCGUGCACAUAGGGAACCUGCUCGAGUUCCUGGCACUGAGGGAUCCGGGUCAGGACUUGCUUGCUGGUGAUGUGAUUGUGCAGGCACGGCCCAUCCGUGCACGGGCCAGCAAGUACUACAUCCCUGAAGCUGUGUACGGCCUGCCAGCUUAUCCGGCCUAUGCUGGUGGCGGUGGCUUUGUGCUUUCAGGGGCCACGCUGCACCGCCUGGCCAGUGCCUGUGCGCAGGUUGAACUCUUCCCCAUCGAUGACGUCUUUCUAGGCAUGUGCCUGCAGCGCCUGCGGCUCACCCCCGAGCCUCACCCUGCUUUCCGCACCUUUGGCAUCUCCCAGCCUUCAGCCGCACCCCAUCUGCGUACCUUCGACCCCUGCUUUUACCGCGAGCUAGUUGUUGUGCAUGGACUCUCUGCUGCUGAUAUCUGGCUUAUGUGGCGUCUACUGCACGGGCCACAAGGACCAGCCUGUGCACAUUCACAGCCGGUUGCUGCAGGUCCCUUUCAAUGGGACUCGUAGCCCAUUGGAUCCAUCCCAGCCCAAGCUCCUCUCAAGACUAAGGAUGGGGCUGGGCACGGUGGCUCUCGCCUGUAAUCCCAGCACUCUGGGAGGCCGGAGGCGGGUGGAUUGCCUGAGCUCAGGUUUCCAGACCAGUCUGAGCAAGAGCAAGACCCCAUCUCUGAAAAUAGCUGGGCGAACUCAGGAGGCUGAGGCAAGAGAAUCAAUCACUUAAGUCCAAAAGUUUGAAGUUGGGAGAGUGACAAAGUGAGACUCUCUCUCAAAAAAAAAAGACAGACUGAGGGUGGAGUGGGAGAGACUUUGCAGGGAGUUCCCAGGUGGUUUACUGCAGUGUACAUGGUUCUUCCCCAGAUCUCCUGGUCUCUGCCUCCACAAGAUCCCAGGGAGUGGAGAUUGAACUUGCCUCCUGUGGGCCCAGCCUCCUGGGAGCCAAUCUGGAACCAGUAUAAGGGUGAUCCUUUGAAAUAGCCACGAGUGACGUGGUGGAGGACCUUCUCUUGUCCAACAGGCUCCAGGAUGGUAGACAUGUUUAGUUCUCCUAGUAGCAAAUGUGUGUUUUGGUGGGUGCCAGGGGUUCAUGGAAUCCUAGCACACUCCCUAGUUUAGAACCCCUAAAAUGACCAGACACAUGCAGGACUCUGCAAAGCCAGGCCUUAUAGGGUGGUAUGAAGGGGAGGCAUGGCUCUAGCCUUGACUGACCUGGCAGACUUUCUGCCACAGCUCAAUCUGAAAGUAGACAGAUUGCUUCCCACCUGCUCCUCUAAAAUUAGAUUCCCAGUCCUGCCCAGGUCUUUAGAUCUUGCCCCUUUGAAGUCUGCUUUCUUAAAGCCAACCUCUCCUGGGCUCAGGAGGAUAGAACUAUGUAUAGGGACACCCUCACAACCAUGCCAAUCUCUUACUGGAGGCUGUACCAUCCCCUUCAGAGGACCCAAGGAACACCUUCCCUAAGACCCCUCCACUACUAAUUUCCCUUUAUUCUUCAACAACUCCCUUCCUCCAAAAACUAACACACUUAUUUUUAGUACAAACAUCUCAGCAACAGCGUGUGGGGGCCAUUGCUGAGGGCACAGGUGCUUUAUUGGAGAGGGGAUGUGGGGAAUAAGGAAGGUUCCCCCAUUGCAGGAGGAUGGAAACAUUCCUGGCUGCUCCCAACAACAGGAUGUGUGGGGCUCUCUGGCCAGGUCAGUCCACAUGGGAAGACAUAAGUCAGUCAGAAAGUCACACAAGCCUGGCUAUAGGCCAAAGAGCCCAAAGCAGGUCCCCUGCACAUUCAUCAUUAAACUAUACAGGAUGAGGCUGUACAUAAGUUAAUUACAAAAGAGUCAUAUUUACAAAAAUCUGUACACACAUUUGAAAAACUCACAAAAUUGUCAUCUAUAUAUCACAAGUUGCUAGACCAAAAUAUUAAAAGUGGGAUAAAAUUAUCCAUUUCUCUUCUCAAUUCUUUUCAAAAGGACUAAUAUUUUUUAAAGCAUUUAUAUGCUACUUUCCAUUAGCAUGACCCAUGAAGAGACUGAGCAGCCCAGCCUUCCUUGAGCCCCCAGAGGCCGUGAGCCACGAAUGGGCCCAGCCAGGGGACAGUGCCCAGGGUUGGGGCAGGGAGCAGCCACAGUUCAGAACAGAAUGCUGUAACACAA